AACACGUGGUAACCUGUGCUACUAUCAGUUGUAUUCAGUGUUGUAGCUAAGAGACUGCUGAAAUUUGAAAAUUUUUCGUUGUAAUUAUGUUUUAUUUGAACUAUUUUGCAGUGCUAAUCGGAAACACUGAAUGAAGUGAAUUACGUUUUUUUAUAUUUAUAAUAUUAUUUGAGAUACGACGUAAUAAAAAUCUUAAGUACUUUGAUUUGUGAUGGCUGCGGCAACAGAUAUGUUUCGUUAUAUUUACCUGUGCGGUAAUAAAGACAACAGUGACACUUCCAGCUUCGUAACAACAUCCACAGAAUCUGCAGUGUUACCACCUUCUCCAUCUAAUCAACAUUCAGCACAGACGACUUACGUAUUGCCCCAUCUGUGUUCCGAUACCUCUUCUCAGUUUAUCUCAUCCUCACUGACGUCAACUUCACCUCUGCCUUUUACAUGUCCAUCGACACACUCCCCUAUUACCAAAUUAUCACCAAAUAUUUUAAAGAAUUCAUCUUCUUCGAGCUUACAUAAUCGAAGCUUCGAUAACCUCUCUGACGGCUGUCAUACUCCGAGUCCCGACAGUUUCCGUUCUGUCAGUCCCACAUCCGAUAUCAUGGACCAGCAGAGUAACUUGCCGGUGCUUCACAAAUUUGGAGCCGAGAAUGACAAGCAGUACACGCCGCUGCAAAACUACGCUUUCAGGGGACCUGCCACUUCGCAUUUGAACAAUGUGUAUGAAUAUAACAAAUCCUACCAGAGGAUGGCAAUCGACGAGAAUGUCAACAAAAAUUCAUUGGUUUCUUUAGCAAUGGAAGCUGCGAAAGACAUAAGAAAGAGUAACGGACAGAAUAGGAGAAGUGUUGUAGUGUCAAAUAACAGCCAAAGAACGUUGAAGACCAUUGAUGAAAAGAAAGACAGCGCGUAUCUGAAACAGAAGAGCGAAGACUUCAGUAGUACUGGAUGUGACAUGAUAGACAAUGAGUGUGAUGAUUUUGAUGAUGACAGUCUUAUGCAAGACAGCGGCGAUGAAUCGAUGUGUCAUGAUGACAUAAGGCACGAAGAAAAGAGGAAACAACAGCAGAAAACAAAGCGACGCUCGAGCAAUAAACUGGUGAGUCCAGUGGUUAUGAAGAAGAGACGCUUGGCCGCGAAUGCUCGAGAGAGACGUCGCAUGCAGAACUUGAACAAGGCGUUCGACCGUCUUCGGACACAUCUCCCAUCGCUUGGAAACGAUCGGCAGUUGUCAAAGUUUGAGACACUGCAGAUGGCUCAGACUUACAUUACAGCUUUAAAUGAUUUACUCCAGUGACGUCAUAAAACUUUUGUAACGUGUGGCCUGAAAUGAUCAGGACUGUAACUGGAUUUAUCCGCAGAAAGUACCUCAACUUGAUAUAUAACUCUGUGACGUUUACCAGUGUAUUAUUACAUGUAAUUAUUAAUUAUUAGGAUACGUAUUGAGUCUAGUGAUACAUAAUUGCUCAUCAGUUGGUAAAAGGCCUAACAAUAAAGACAAAUUAAGGGACGGGCUGUGAGAAUAAACUUCAUUUUGUAUGCGAAUUAACGAAAUGAAAAGACUUCAAUGCUGGAACAGAAUACGUAGUGAGAGAUACAUUUCUUAUUAUAGUUUCUUACGUCGCUUGGUGUUUGAAGUUUACUGCCGCAUCCUAGUUCAUGUAAAUAGAUUUGAUGUUUGAAUACAUAUAAUAGGAUCAGGCCCUCCCUUGCUGGAACAGUUCACUAUGUACCUACGUAACCAAGUUCAGUUGUUGAUGUUUGUAUACAUCUAUGUACAGUGCCAUUUUUAUGUAAAUAGUUUGUUGUUUAAAUUCAUGGGCGUUAUAAAAUGUGCUGUAUAGACACUUAUUUUUGUUACACGUAUGACAGUUAGAAUAUUGCUGAGUUUUAUAAGACAAAGUGACAAAUUUCUGUAAAUAAAGUAUAUUGUUUCCCCCCAGUAUAAGGAAAAAUAUUUAUUACAUAAUUGUCGAUAUUGGUCUUCUACGUUGUAACGUCAUGUGGAUUUGUAGGUAGAAUAAACUUGCUCUAUUCAUCGUCACCUCAGAAGAUGAAGCAGUAUGCAUUUAUGAAACGUCGGUAUUUUCCUUCAACUGUACAUAGCGUUACA
Messenger RNA from Zootermopsis nevadensis, 2110 nucleotides. RefSeq names its product atonal (gene ato). Gene Ontology annotation, cellular component: nucleus. The record is from RefSeq and is a predicted model, not a curated record. Gene Ontology annotation, biological process: positive regulation of transcription by RNA polymerase II; sensory organ development; axon development. NCBI's taxonomy places the organism in Eukaryota, Metazoa, Arthropoda, Insecta, Blattodea, Termopsidae. Gene Ontology annotation, molecular function: E-box binding; protein dimerization activity; DNA-binding transcription factor activity, RNA polymerase II-specific.